This is a messenger RNA of Notothenia coriiceps (black rockcod), 686 nucleotides long. Its product is annotated as ATP-binding cassette sub-family A member 2-like. Lineage: Eukaryota; Metazoa; Chordata; Actinopteri; Perciformes; Nototheniidae. The record is from RefSeq and is a predicted model, not a curated record. The transcript has 2 exons. The coding region runs from base 1 to 582 and encodes 193 amino acids.
AUGUUGGAGGUCCUCACCUGUGGGGAGGGCGGGGCUAGUGAGCUCAGUACCAUCCUGAUGGUGCCAGAGAAGCAGCGACCGUUCCUGCAGGCCUACCUCGGAGCAGUGUGCGGCGGGGGGGAGGGUCAAAGAGCAGAGCGCUUCAGACUGCUGAGCCUGGAGCUGAGAGAGCAAAUCAACACCCAGCGGGUCAGAGAGAAGCUCCAGCUGGAGCGGCCCCGCUCUGUGGCCCCCCUCUCUCAGGCCGACCUCAGGGCCUUGCUGAAGGACCUGGCUGAUAUGGAGAGGCUUCUGAAGGACGUGGACCUGCUCUCUGGCCUGGCCCGCCUGCUGCCCAAAGGAGCCUGCGCUGGUCGAACUCCAGCCUCCCCCACAAACAUGACUUGGCCCCUUAACGCUACCACAUGGGGCCCAAACACAACUGACAUCCCUGGAGAAGAGGGGGGUGGAGGCGCAGAGGAAGGUGGAGGAACAGGAGGAAGGAAAGGAAAGGAGGAAGCAGAGAACCCUCACUCUCAGUUUUCAGCCUUUGUGCAGCUGUGGGCCGGACUGCAGCCCAUCCUGUGUGGGCACAACAGGUGAGAGCAGAGGACCAAUCGCACAGCAGGGUCAGUUUGAACACAGCAAAUCCUUCUGCGAGUAUUGUCUUUAUCAUUAAAAAUAUGAUUCUUUUUGAUUAAAACAUG